AUGGCAUGUUCCAAUGCAUCUGGUAAUCACAAAAUUCCACUUAUGGUGAUUGACAAGUCUGCACAUCCAAGAGCGUUAAAAGACAUCUCACCCAAAGCCCUACCAGUUUAUUACAAAAGUCAGAAGAGUGCAUGGAUGGAUGCGACGUUAUUUACUAACUGGUUUAAAGAAGAGUUCGUGCCAUCUGUGACUAAAUUUUUGAAGAGAACCAGCCUCCCUAUUAAAGCAAUUUUGGUAAUGGACAAUGCUCCCUCUCACCCUGGAGAAGGACUCCACGUGGGCGAAAUUGAUUCUGUACGCAGUUCCACUAUUCAAAAAUCUUGGUCGAAAGUUAUUGAUAUUGAGGACUAUAAUGACAGUGAAGAUGAUAUUCCAUUAAAUGAAUUGGCUUUGAAAUGGAAAAGCCGUGGAGAAAUGUCCUGUACAAAUUUAAACGAGACAGGAGAAGAAGAAAGUUUAUUAGAAUUAAUGCAAAACUUGAAAGGUUGCGAAAAUGUGACAAGACAAGACGUUGGUGAAUGGGUUACAGCAGAUGAUUUAGAAGAAGAAAUGAUUAUUGAAGAAAUAGCGAACGCCUUUCGCGAAACCUAA
Molecule: messenger RNA, 591 nt
Organism: Sitophilus oryzae (rice weevil)
Lineage: Eukaryota; Metazoa; Arthropoda; Insecta; Coleoptera; Curculionidae
Product: jerky protein homolog-like
Exons: 2
Coding region: 1-591 (196 amino acids)
Cellular component (GO): nucleus
Molecular function (GO): DNA binding
Source: RefSeq, a predicted model, not a curated record